Messenger RNA from Closterium sp. Naga37s-1, 32430 nucleotides. The record is from the annotation of a GenBank genome assembly. NCBI's taxonomy places the organism in Eukaryota, Viridiplantae, Streptophyta, Zygnematophyceae, Desmidiales, Closteriaceae.
AUGUACGUUCCACGCACCCGCUUCCGCCCGUCGCACUCCCUUCCGCGCGCCUGCACUCCCUUCCGCACGUCGCACUCUCUUACGCCCAUCAAACUCCCUCCCGCCGUCGCCCUACUGCCCGUCGCUCUCCCUAGCGCACGUCGCACUCACUUCCGCCGACGGCCUCCCUUCCGCCCGUCACCUUCCCUUCCGCCCGUCGCACUCACUUCCGCCGUCGCCAUCCCUUCCGCCCGUCGCCCGUCACCUUCCCUUCCGCCCGUCGCCCUCCCUUCCGCCCGUCGCCCUCCCUUCCGCCGUCGCCAUAGAUUCCGCCCGUCGCCCGUCGCCAUGCCUUCCGCCCGUCGCCCUCCCUUCCGCCCGUCGCCCUCCCUUCCGCCGUCGCCAUCCCUUCCGCCCGUCACCCUCCCUUCGUCUCGUCGCCCUCCCUUCCUCCCAUUGCCCUCCCGACCACCCGCCGCCCUACCUUCCCCUCGUCGCGCUCCCUUCCGCCCGUUGCCCCCCUUUGUCUCGUCUAGGGUCCCCGCUGCUCAUCGCCCUCCCUCCCGCUCGACCCCUCGCAAUCCCCGUAUCUCUCUCCCCUCGUCGCCCUGGCACCUCCGUCACUGUCGCCAUCCCUCCCAUCUCCCUUCCCACCUCAUUUGGGCCAGUCACGCCCCCUUUCCAACCAACACACACGGUGGCCCUUCCCCUAAUGAUCGCCUUUCACCACCACACCGCUUACCUCUCUCCUUCCCCACACCACCUUUGGCCUUCCUCCCCCAAUCCCCUUCCCUGAUUCCCUGUGUCCCUUUCCCUGCUUCCCCCCAUCUCCUUCCCUUCUUCCUCCCACCCCCUUCCCUUAUAUUCCCCCCAUCCCCGUGUCAAUUUCCCCAUGUCCCCUUCCCUGCUUCCCCGUGUUCCCUUCCUUGCUUUCCCAUGUCCCCUUCCCUUCCUCCCCCCAUCCCCUUCCCUGCUUCCCCGUGUCCCUUUCCCUGCUUCCCCCCAUCCCCUUCCCUGCUUCCCCGUGUCCCUUUCCCUGCUUCCCCCCAUCCCCUUCCCUUCUUUCCCCCAUCCCCUUCCCUUAUGUUCCCCCAUCCCCUUCCCUGCUUCCCCAUGUCCCCUUCCCUGCUUCCCCAUGUCCCCUCCCCUGCUUCCCCCCAUCCCCUUCCCUGCUUCCCCCCAUCCCCUUCCCUGCUUCCCCCCAUCCCCUUCCCUGCUUCCCCGUGUCCCUUUCCCUGCUUCCCCCCAUCCCCUUCCCUGCUUCCCCCCAUCCCCUUCCCUGCUUCCCCCCAUCCCCUUCCCUGCUUCCCCGUGUCCCUUUCCCUGCUUCCCCCCAUCUCCUUCCCUUCUUCCGCCCAUCCCCUUCCCUUAUGUUCCCCCAUCCCCUUCCCUGCUUCCCCAUGUCCCCUUCCCUGCUUCCCCAUGUCCCCUCCCCUGCUUCCCCCCAUCCCCUUCCCUGCUUCCCCCCAUCCCCUUCCCUGCUUCCCCGUGUCCCUUUCCCUGCUUCCCUCCAUGUCCUUCCCUUCUUCCUCCCAUCCCCUUCCCUUUUAUUCCCCCCAUCCCCGUCUGCUUCCCCCUGUCCCCUUCCCUGCUUCCCCAUGUCCCUUUCCCUGCUUCCCCCCAUCCCCUUCCCUGCUUCCCCCCAUCCCCUUCCCUGCUUCCCCGUGUCCCUUUCCCUGCUUCCCCCCAUCCCCUUCCCUUCUUCCCCCCAUCCCCUUCCCUGCUUCCCCCCAUCCCCUUCCCUGCUUCCCCGUGUCCCUUUCCCUGCUUCCCCCCAUCUCCUUCCCUUCUUCCGCCCAUCCCCUUCCCUUAUGUUCCCCCAUCCCCUUCCCUGCUUCCCCAUGUCCCCUUCCCUGCUUCCCCAUGUCCCCUUCCCUGCUUCCCCCCAUCCCCUUCCCUGCUUCCCCCCAUCCCCUUCCCUGCUUCCCCCCAUCCCCUUCCCUGCUUCCCCGUGUCCCUUUCCCUGCUUCCCCCCAUCUCCUUCCCUUCUUCCGCUCAUCCCCUUCCCUUAUGUUCCCCCAUCCCCUUCCCUGCUUCCCCAUGUCCCCUUCCCUGCUUCCCCAUGUCCCCUUCCCUGCUUCCCCCCAUCCCCUUCCCUGCUUCCCCCCAUCCCCUUCCCUGCUUCCCCAUGUCCCCUUCCCUGCUUCCCCGUGUCCCUUUCCCUGCUUCCCCCCAUCCCCUUCCCUUCAUCCCCCCAUCCCCUUCCCUUAUGUUCCCCCAUCCCCUUCCCUGCUUCCCCAUGUCCCCUUCCCUUCCUCCCCCCAUCCCCUUCCCUGCUUCCCCAUGUCCCUUUACAAGCUUCCCCCCAUCCUCCUCCCUGCUCCCCCCCAUCCUCUUCCCUGCUUCCCUCCAUCCCCUUCCCCUGCUUCCACAUGUCCCUUUCCCUGCUUCCCCGUGUCCCCUUCCGCGGCACUCACACGCACCACUUGUCUGCUCCUCAUAUUCUCCCUCAGAUUCCUCCUCACAUGUCUUGUGGAACCCUGUGGAGGUGGGAGCGGGUGUGGGGGCAGUGGGGAGCUGCGAGGAGGACGAGGAGGAGCAGCCCCUGGCGCUGGCAGCUUCCAUGGAGGGGCACACAGAGGAAGAGGGGGGCGAGGUGGGGAGGUGGGCAAGGUGGGGAGCAAGGUGGGGAGCAAGGUGGGGAGCAAGGUGGGGAGCAAGGUGGGGAGCAAGGUGGGGAGCAAGGUGGGGAGCAAGGUGGGGAGCAAGGUGGGGAGCAAGGUGGGGAGCAAGGUGGGGAGCAAGGUGGGGAGCAAGGUGGGGAGCAAGGUGGGGAGCAAGGUGGGGAGCAAGGUGGGGAGCAAGGUGGGGAGCAAGGUGGGGAGCAAGGUGGGGAGCAAGGUGGGGAGCAAGGUGGGGAGCAAGGUGGGGAGCAAGGUGGGGAGCAAGGUGGGGAGCAAGGUGGGGAGCAAGGUGGGGAGCAAGGUGGGGAGCAAGGUGGGGAGCAAGGUGGGGAGCAAGGUGGGGAGCAAGGUGGGGAGCAAGGUGGGGAGCAAGGUGGGGAGCAAGGUGGGGAGCAAGGUGGGGAGCAAGGUGGGGAGCAAGGUGGGGAGCCAAGGUGGGGAGCAAGGUGGGGAGCAAGGUGGGGAGCAAGGUGGGGAGCAAGGUGGGGAGCAAGGUGGGGAGCAAGGUGGGGAGCAAGGUGGGGAGCAAGGUGGGGAGCAAGGUGGGGAGCAAGGUGGGGAGCAAGGUGGGGAGCAAGGUGGGGAGCAAGGUGGGGAGCAAGGUGGGGAGCAAGGUGGGGAGCAAGGUGGGGAGCAAGGUGGGGAGCAAGGUGGGGAGCAAGGUGGGGAGCAAGGUGGGGAGCAAGGUGGGGAGCAAGGUGGGGAGCAAGGUGGGGAGCAAGGUGGGGAGCAAGCAAGGUGGGGGAGCAAGGUGGGGAGCAAGGUGGGGAGCAAGGUGGGGAGCAAGGUGGGGAGCAAGGUGGGGAGCAAGGUGGGGAGCAAGGUGGGGAGCAAGGUGGGGAGCAAGGUGGGGAGCAAGGUGGGGAGCAAGGUGGGGAGCAAGGUGGGGAGCAAGGUGGGGAGCAAGGUGGGGAGCAAGGUGGGGAGCAAGGUGGGGAGCAAGGUGGGGAGCAAGGUGGGGAGCAAGGUGGGGAGCAAGGUGGGGAGCAAGGUGGGGAAGCAAGGUGGGGAGCAAGGUGGGGAGCAAGGUGGGGAGCAAGGUGGGGAGCAAGGUGGGGAGCAAGGUGGGGAGCAAGGUGGGGAGCAAGGUGGGGAGCAAGGUGGGGAGCAAGGGUGGGGAGCAAGGUGGGGUGAGCAAGGUGGGGAGCAAGGUGGGGAGCAAGGUGGGGAGCAAGGUGGGGAGCAAGGUGGGGAGCAAGGUGGGGAGCAAGGUGGGGAGCAAGGUGGGGAGCAAGGUGGGGAGCAAGGUGGGGAGCAAGGUGGGGAGCAGGUGGGGAGCAAGGUGGGGAGCAAGGUGGGGAGCAAGGUGGGGAGCAAGGUGGGGAGCAAGGUGGGGAGCAAGGUGGGGAGCAAGGUGGGGAGCAAGGUGGGGAGCAAGGUGGGGAGCAAGGUGGGAGCAAGGUGGGGAGCAAGGUGGGGAGCAAGGUGGGGAGCAGGUGGGGAGCAAGGUGGGGAGCAAGGUGGGGAGCAAGGUGGGGAGCAAGGUGGGGAGCAAGGUGGGGAGCAAGGUGGGGAGCAAGGUGGGGAGCAAGGUGGGAGCAGGUGGGAGCAAGGUGGGGAGCAAGGUGGGGAGCAAGGUGGGGAGCAAGGUGGGGAGCAAGGUGGGGAGCAAGGUGGGAGCAAGGUGGGGAGCAAGGUGGGGAGCAAGGUGGGGAGCAAGGUGGGGAGCAAGGUGGGGAGCAAGGUGGGGAGCAAGGUGGGGAGCAAGGUGGGGAGCAAGGUGGGGAGCAAGGUGGGGAGCAAGGUGGGGAGCAAGGUGGGGAGCAAGGUGGGGAGCAAGGUGGGGAGCAAGGUGGGGAGCAAGGUGGGGAGCAAGGUGGGGAGCAAGGUGGGGAGCAAGGUGGGGAGCAAGGUGGGGAGCAAGGUGGGGAGCAAGGUGGGGAGCAAGGUGGGGAGCAAGGUGGGGAGCAAGGUGGGGAGCAAGGUGGGGAGCAAGGUGGGGAGCAAGGUGGGGAGCAAGGUGGGGAGCAAGGUGGGGAGCAAGGUGGGGAGCAAGGUGGGGAGCAAGGUGGGGAGCAAGGUGGGGAGCAAGGUGGGGAGCAAGGUGGGGAGCAAGGUGGGGAGCAAGGUGGGGAGCAAGGUGGGGAGCAAGGUGGGGAGCAAGGUGGGGAGCAAGGUGGGGAGCAAGGUGGGGAGCAAGGUGGGGAGCAAGGUGGGGAGCAAGGUGGGGAGCAAGGUGGGGAGCAAGGUGGGGAGCAAGGUGGGGAGCAAGGUGGGGAGCAAGGUGGGGAGCAAGGUGGGGAGCAAGGUGGGGAGCAAGGUGGGGAGCAAGGUGGGGAGCAAGGUGGGGAGCAAGGUGGGGAGCAAGGUGGGGAGCAAGGUGGGGAGCAAGGUGGGGAGCAAGGUGGGGAGCAAGGUGGGGAGCAAGGUGGGGAGCAAGGUGGGGAGCAAGGUGGGGAGCAAGGUGGGGAGCAAGGUGGGGAGCAAGGUGGGGAGCAAGGUGGGGAGCAAGGUGGGGAGCAAGGUGGGGAGCAAGGUGGGGAGCAAGGUGGGGAGCAAGGUGGGGAGCAAGGUGGGGAGCAAGGUGGGGAGCAAGGUGGGGAGCAAGGUGGGGAGCAAGGUGGGGAGCAAGGUGGGGAGCAAGGUGGGGAGCAAGGUGGGGAGCAAGGUGGGGAGCAAGGUGGGGAGCAAGGUGGGGAGCAAGGUGGGGAGCAAGGUGGGGAGCAAGGUGGGGAGCAAGGUGGGGAGCAAGGUGGGGAGCAAGGUGGGGAGCAAGGUGGGGAGCAAGGUGGGGAGCAAGGUGGGGAGCAAGGUGGGGAGCAAGGUGGGGAGCAAGGUGGGGAGCAAGGUGGGGAGCAAGGUUGGGGAGCAAGGUGGGGAGCAAGGUGGGGAGCAAGGUGGGGAGCAAGGUGGAGGCAGUGGGGAGCAAGGUGGGGAGCAAGGUGGGGAGCAAGGUGGGGAGCAAGGUGGGGAGCAAGUGGGGAGCAAGGUGGGGAGCAAGGUGGGGAGCAAGGUGGGGAGCAAGGUGGGGAGCAAGGUGGGGAGCAAGGUGGGGAGCAAGGUGGGGAGCAAGGUGGGGAGCAAGGUGGGGAGCAAGGUGGGGAGCAAGGUGGGGAGCAAGGUGGGGAGCAAGGUGGGGAGCAAGGUGGGGAGCAAGGUGGGGAGCAAGGUGGGGAGCAAGGUGGGGAGCAAGGUGGGGAGCAAGGUGGGAGCAAGGUGGGGAGCAAGGUGGGGAGCAAGGUGGGGAGCAAGGUGGGGAGCAAGGUGGGGAGCAAGGUGGGGAGCAAGGUGGGGAGCAAGGUGGGGAGCAAGGUGGGGAGCAAGGUGGGGAGCAAGGUGGGGGAGCAAGGUGGGGAGCAAGGUGGGGAGCAAGUUGGGGAGCAAGGUGGGGAGCAAGGUGGGAGCAAGGUGGGGAGCAAGGUGGGGAGCAAGGUGGGGAGCAAGGUGGGAGCAAGGUGGGGAGCAAGGUGGGGAGCAAGGUGGGGAGCAAGGUGGGGAGCCAGGUGGGGAGCAAGGUGGGGAGCAAGGUGGGGAGCAAGGUGGGAGCAAGGUGGGGAGCAAGGUGGGGAGCAAGGUUGGGGAUGCACGGUCGGGAGCAAGGUGGGGAGCAAGGUGGGGAGCAAGGUGGGAGCAAGGUGGGGAGCAAGGUGGGGAGCAAGGUGGGGAGCAAGGUGGGGAGCAAGGUGGGGAGCAAGGUGGGGAGCAAGGUGGGGAGCAAGGUGGGGAGCAAGGUGGGGAGCAAGGUGGGGAGCAAGGUGGGGAGCAAGGUGGGAGCAAGGUGGGGAGCAAGGUGGGGAGCAAGGUGGGGAGCAAGGUGGGGAGCAAGGUGGGGAGCAAGGUGGGGAGCAAGGUGGGGAGCAAGGUGGGGAGCAAGGUGGGGAGCAAGGUGGGGAGCAAGGUGGGGAGCAAGGUGGGGAGCAAGGUGGGGAGCAAGGUGGGGAGCAAGGUGGGGAGCAAGGUGGGGAGCAAGGUGGGGAGCAAGGUGGGGAGCAAGGUGGGGAGCAAGGUGGGGAGCAAGGUGGGGAGCAAGGUGGGGAGCAAGGUGGGGAGCAAGGUGGGGAGCAAGGUGGGGAGCAAGGUGGGGAGCAAGGUGGGGAGCAAGGUGGGGAGCAAGGUGGGGAGCAAGGUGGGGAGCAAGGUGGGGAGCAAGGUGGGGAGCAAGGUGGGGAGCAAGGUGGGGAGCAAGGUGGGGAGCAAGGUGGGGAGCAAGGUGGGGAGCAAGGUGGGGAGCAAGGUGGGGAGCAAGGUGGGGAGCAAGGUGGGGAGCAAGGUGGGGAGCAAGGUGGGGAGCAAGGUGGGGAGCAAGGUGGGGAGCAAGGUGGGGAGCAAGGUGGGGAGCAAGGUGGGGAGCAAGGUGGGGAGCAAGGUGGGGAGCAAGGUGGGGAGCAAGGUGGGGAGCAAGGUGGGGAGCAAGGUGGGGAGCAAGGUGGGGAGCAAGGUGGGGAGCAAGGUGGGGAGCAAGGUGGGGAGCAAGGUGGGGAGCAAGGUGGGGAGCAAGGUGGGGAGCAAGGUGGGGAGCAAGGUGGGGAGCAAGGUGGGGAGCAAGGUGGGGAGCAAGGUGGGGAGCAAGGUGGGGAGCAAGGUGGGGAGCAAGGUGGGGAGCAAGGUGGGGAGCAAGGUGGGGAGCAAGGUGGGGAGCAAGGUGGGGAGCAAGGUGGGGAGCAAGGUGGGGAGCAAGGUGGGGAGCAAGGUGGGGAGCAAGGUGGGGAGCAAGGUGGGGAGCAAGGUGGGGAGCAAGGUGGGGAGCAAGGUGGGGAGCAAGGUGGGGAGCAAGGUGGGGAGCAAGGUGGGGAGCAAGGUGGGGAGCAAGGUGGGGAGCAAGGUGGGGAGCAAGGUGGGGAGCAAGGUGGGGAGCAAGGUGGGGAGCAAGGUGGGGAGCAAGGUGGGGAGCAAGGUGGGGAGCAAGGUGGGGAGCAAGGUGGGGAGCAAGGUGGGGAGCAAGGUGGGGAGCAAGGUGGGGAGCAAGGUGGGGAGCAAGGUGGGGAGCAAGGUGGGGAGCAAGGUGGGGAGCAAGGUGGGGAGCAAGGUGGGGAGCAAGGUGGGGAGCAAGGUGGGGAGCAAGGUGGGGAGCAAGGUGGGGAGCAAGGUGGGGAGCAAGGUGGGGAGCAAGGUGGGGAGCAAGGUGGGGAGCAAGGUGGGGAGCAAGGUGGGGAGCAAGGUGGGGAGCAAGGUGGGGAGCAAGGUGGGGAGCAAGGUGGGGAGCAAGGUGGGGAGCAAGGUGGGGAGCAAGGUGGGGAGCAAGGUGGGGAGCAAGGUGGGGAGCAAGGUGGGGAGCAAGGUGGGGAGCAAGGUGGGGAGCAAGGUGGGGAGCAAGGUGGGGAGCAAGGUGGGGAGCAAGGUGGGGAGCAAGGUGGGGAGCAAGGUGGGGAGCAAGGUGGGGAGCAAGGUGGGGAGCAAGGUGGGGAGCAAGGUGGGGAGCAAGGUGGGGAGCAAGGUGGGGAGCAAGGUGGGGAGCAAGGUGGGGAGCAAGGUGGGGAGCAAGGUGGGGAGCAAGGUGGGGAGCAAGGUGGGGAGCAAGGUGGGAGCAAUGGUGGGGAGCAAGGUGGGGAGCAAGGGUGGGGAGCAAGGUGGGGAGCAAGGUGGGGAGCAAGGUGGGGAGCAAGGUGGGGAGCAAGGUGGGGAGCAAGGUGGGGAGCAAGGUGGGAGCAAGGUGGGGAGACAAGGUGGGGAGCAAGGUGGGGAAGCAAAGGUGUGGGAGCAAGGUGGGGAGCAAGGUGGGGAGCAAGGUGGGGAGCAAGGUGGGGAGCAAGGUGGGGAGCAAGGUGGGGAGCAAGGUGGGGAGCAAGGUGGGGAGCAAGGUGGGGAGCAAGGUGGGAGCAAGGUGGGAGCAGGGUGGGAAGCCAAGGUGGGGAGCAAGGUGGGGAGCAAGGUGGGGAGCAAGGUGGGGAGCAAGGUGGGGAGCAAGGUGGGGAGCAAGGUGGGGGAGCAAGGUGGGGAGCAAGGUGGGAGCAAGGUGGGGAGCAAGGUGGGGAGCAAGGUGGGGAGCAAGGUGGGGAGCAAGGUGGGGAGCAAGGGGGGGAGCAAGGUGGGGAGCAAGGUGGGGAGCAAGGUGGGGAGCAAGGUGGGGAGCAAGGUGGGGAGCAAGGUGGGGAGCAAGGUGGGGAGCAAGGUGGGGAGCAAGGUGGGGAGCAAGGUGGGGAGCAAGGUGGGGAGCAAGGUGGGAGCAAGGGGGAGCAAGGUGGGGAGCAAGGUGGGGAGCAAGGUGGGGAGCAAGGUGGGGAGCAAGGUGGGGAGCAAGGUGGGGAGCAAGGUGGGGAGCAAGGUGGGGAGCAAGGUGGGGAGCAAGGUGGGGAGCAAGGUGGGGAGCAGGAUGGGGAGCAAGGUGGGGAGCAAGGUGGGGAGCAAGGUGGGGAGCAAGGUGGGGAGCAAGGUGGGGAGCAAGGUGGGAGCAAGGUGGGGAGCAAGGUGGGGAGCAAGGUGGGGAGCAAGGUGGGGAGCAAGGUGGGGAGCAAGGUGGGGAGCAAGGUGGGGAGCAAGGUGGGAGAGCAAGGUGGGGAGCAAGGUGGGGAGCAAGGUGGGGAGCAAGGUGGGGAGCAAGGUGGGGAGCAAGGUGGGGAGCAAGGUGGGGAGCAAGGUGGGGAGCAAGGUGGGGAGCAAGGUGGGGAGCAAGGUGGGGAGCAAGGUGGGGAGCAAGGUGGGGAGCAAGGUGGGGAGCAAGGUGGGGAGCAAGGUGGGGAGCAAGGUGGGGAGCAAGGUGGGGAGCAAGGUGGGGAGCAAGGUGGGGAGCAAGGUGGGGAGCAAGGUGGGGAGCAAGGUGGGGAGCAAGGUGGGGAGCAAGGUGGGGAGCAAGGUGGGGAGCAAGGUGGGGAGCAAGGUGGGGAGCAAGGUGGGGAGCAAGGUGGGGAGCAAGGUGGGGAGCAAGGUGGGGAGCAAGGUGGGGAGCAAGGUGGGGAGCAAGGUGGGGAGCAAGGUGGGGAGCAAGGUGGGGAGCAAGGUGGGGAGCAAGGUGGGGAGCAAGGUGGGGAGCAAGGUGGGGAGCAAGGUGGGGAGCAAGGUGGGGAGCAAGGUGGGGAGCAAGGUGGGGAGCAAGGUGGGGAGGCAAGGUGGGGAGCAAGGUGGGGAGCAAGGUGGGGAGCAAGGUGGGGAGCAAGGUGGGGAGCAAGGUGGGGAGCAAGGUGGGGAGCAAGGUGGGGAGCAGGUGGGGAGCAAGGUGGGGAGCAAGGUGGGGAGCAAGGUGGGGAGCAAGGUGGGGAGCAAGGUGGGGAGCAAGGUGGGGAGCAAGGUGGGGAGCAAGGUGGGGGCCAGGUGGGGAGCAAGGUGGGGAGCAAUGGUGGGGAGCAAGGUGGGGAGCAAGGUGGGGAGCAAGGUGGGGAGCAAGGUGGGGAGCAAGGUGGGGAGCAAGGUGGGGAGCAAGUGGGGAGCAAGGUGGGGAGCAAGGUGGGGAGCAAGGUGGGAGCAAGGUGGGGAGCAAGGUGGGGAGCAAGGUGGGGAGCAAGGUGGGGAAGCAAGGUGGGGAGCAAGGUGGGGAGCAAGGUGGGGAGCAAGCAAGGUGGGGAGCAAGGUGGGGAGCAAGGUGGGGAGCAAGGUGGGGAGCAAGGUGGGGAGCAAGGUGGGGAGCAAGGUGGGGAGCAAGGUGGGGAGCAAGGUGGGGAGCAAGGUGGGGAGCAAGGUGGGGAGCAAGGUGGGGAGCAAGGUGGGGAGCAAGGUGGGGAGCAAGGUGGGGAGCAAGGUGGGGAGCAAGGUGGGGAGCAAGGUGGGGAGCAAGGUGGGGAGCAAGGUGGGGAGCAAGGUGGGGAGCAAGGUGGGGAGCAAGGUGGGGAGCAAGGUGGGGAGCAAGGUGGGGAGCAAGGUGGGGAGCAAGGUGGGGAGCAAGGUGGGGAGCAAGGUGGGGAGCAAGGUGGGGAGCAAGGUGGGGAGCAAGGUGGGGAGCAAGGUGGGGAGCAAGGUGGGGAGCAAGGUGGGGAGCAAGGUGGGGAGCAAGGUGGGGAGCAAGGUGGGGAGCAAGGUGGGGAGCAAGGUGGGGAGCAAGGUGGGGAGCAAGGUGGGGAGCAAGGUGGGGAGCAAGGUGGGGAGCAAGGUGGGGAGCAAGGUGGGGAGCAAGGUGGGGAGCAAGGUGGGGAGCAAGGUGGGGAGCAAGGUGGGGAGCAAGGUGGGGAGCAAGGUGGGGAGCAAGGUGGGGAGCAAGGUGGGGAGCAAGGUGGGGAGCAAGGUGGGGAGCAAGGUGGGGAGCAAGGUGGGGAGCAAGGUGGGGAGCAAGGUGGGGAGCAAGGUGGGGAGCAAGGUGGGGAGCAAGGUGGGGAGCAAGGUGGGGAGCAAGGUGGGGAGCAAGGUGGGGAGCAAGGUGGGGAGCAAGGUGGGGAGCAAGGUGGGGAGCAAGGUGGGGAGCAAGGUGGGGAGCAAGGUGGGGAGCAAGGUGGGGAGCAAGGUGGGGAGCAAGGUGGGGAGCAAGGUGGGGAGCAAGGUGGGGAGCAAGGUGGGGAGCAAGGUGGGGAGCAAGGUGGGGAGCAAGGUGGGGAGCAAGGUGGGGAGCAAGGUGGGGAGCAAGGUGGGGAGCAAGGUGGGGAGCAAGGUGGGGGAGCAAGGUGGGGAGCAAGGUGGGGAGCAAGGUGGGGAGCAAGGUGGGGAGCAAGGUGGGAGCAAGGUGGGGAGCAAGGUGGGGAGCAAGGUGGGGAGCAAGGUGGGGAGCAAGGUGGGGAGCAAGGUGGGGAGCAAGGUGGGGAGCAAGGUGGGGAGCAAGGUGGGGAGCAAGGUGGGGAGCAAGGUGGGAGCAAGGUGGGGAGCAAGGUGGGGAGCAAGGUGGGGAGCAAGGUGGGGAGCAAGGUGGGGAGGCAAGGUGAGGGAGCAAGGUGGGGAGCAAGGUGGGGAGCAAGGUGGGGAGCAAGGUGGGGAGCAAGGUCGUGGGAGCAAGGUGGGGAGCAAGGUGGGGAGCAAGGUGGGGAGCAAGGUGGGGAGCAAGGUGGGGAGCAAGGUGGGGAGCAAGGUGGGGAGCAAGGUGGGGAGCAAGGUGGGGAGCAAGGUGGGGAGCAAGGUGGGGAGCAAGUGUGGGGAGCAAGGUGGGAGCAAGGGUGGGAGCAAGGUGGGGAGCAAGGUGGGGAGCAAGGUGGGGAGCAAGGUGGGGAGCAAGGUGGGGAGCAAGGUGGGAGCAAGGUGGGGGAGCAAGGUGGGGAGCAAGGUGGGGAGCAAGGUGGGAGCAAGGUGGGGAGCAAGGUGGGAGCAAGGUGGGGAGCAAGUGGGGAGCAAGGUGGGGAGCAAGGUGGGGAGCAAGGUGGGGAGCAAGGUGGGGAGCAAGGUGGGGAGCAAGGUGGGGAGCAAGGUGGGGAGCAAGGUGGGGAGCAAGGUGGGGAGCAAGGUGGGGAGCAAGGUGGGGAGCCAGGUUGGGGAGCAAGGUGGGGAGCAAGGUGGGGAGCAAGGUGGGGAGCAAGGUGGGGAGCAAGGUGGGGAGCAAGGUGGGGAGCAAGGUGGGGAGCAAGGUGGGGAGCAAGGUGGGGAGCAUGGUGGGAGCAAGGUGGGGAGCAAGGUGGGGAGCAAGGUGGGGAGCAAGGUGGGGAGCAAGGUGGGGAGCAAGGUGGGGAGCAAGGUGGGGAGCAAGGUGGGGAGCAAGUGGGGAGCAAGUUGGGGCGCAGGUGGGGAGCAAGGUGGGGAGCAAGGUGGGGAGCAAGGUGGGAGCAAGGUGGGGAGCAAGGUGGGGAGCAAGGUGGGGAGCAAGGUGGGGAGCAAGGGUGGGGAGCAAGGUGGGAGCAAGGUGGGAGCAAGGUGGGGAGCAAGGUGGGGAGCAAGGUGGGGAGCAAGGUGGGAGCAAGGUGAGGGAGCAAGGUGGGAGCAAGGUGGGGAGCAAGGUGGGGAGCAAGGUGGGGAGCAAGGUGGGGAGCAAGGUGGGGAGCAAGGUGGGAGCAAGGUGGGGAGCAAGGUGGGGCGCAAGGUGGGGAGCAAGGUGGGGAGCAAGGUGGGGAGCAAGGUGGGGAGCAAGGUGGGGAGCAAGGUGGGGAGCAAGGUGGUAGCAAGGUGGGAGCAAGGUGGGGAGCAAGGUGGGGAGCAAGGUGGGGAGCAAGGUGGGGAGCAAGGUGGGGAGCAAGGUGGGGAGCAAGGUGGGGAAGCAAGCAAGGUGGGGAGCAAGGUGGGGAGCAGGUGGGGAGCAAGGUGGGGAGCAAGGUGGGGAGCAAGGUGGGGAGCAAGGUGGGGAGCAAGGUGGGGAGCAAGGUGGGGAGCAAGGUGGGGAAGCAAGGUGGGGAGCAAGGUGGGGAGCAAGGUGGGGAGCAAGGUGGGGAGGCAAGGUGGGGAGCAAGGUGGGGAGCAAGGUGGGGAGCAAGGUGGGGAGCAAGGUGGGAGCAAGGUGGGGAGCAAGGUGGGGAGCAAGGUGGGGAGCAAGGUGGGGAGCAAGGUGGGGAGCAAGGUGGGGAGCAAGGUGGGGAGCAAGGUGGGGAGCAAGGUGGGGAGCAAGGUGGGGAGCAAGGUGGGGAGCAAGGUGGGGAGCAAGGUGGGGAGCAAGGUGGGGAGCAAGGUGGGGAGCAAGGUGGGGAGCAAGGUGGGGAGCAAGGUGGGGAGCAAGGUGGGGAGCAAGGUGGGGAGCAAGGUGGGGAGCAAGGUGGGGAGCAAGGUGGGGAGCAAGGUGGGGAGCAAGGUGGGGAGCAAGGUGGGGAGCAAGGUGGGGAGCAAGGUGGGGAGCAAGGUGGGGAGCAAGGUGGGGAGCAAGGUGGGGAGCAAGGUGGGGAGCAAGGUGGGGAGCAAGGUGGGGAGCAAGGUGGGGAGCAAGGUGGGGAGCAAGGUGGGGAGCAAGGUGGGGAGCAAGGUGGGGAGCAAGGUGGGGAGCAAGGUGGGGAGCAAGGUGGGGAGCAAGGUGGGGAGCAAGGUGGGGAGCAAGGUGGGGAGCAAGGUGGGGAGCAAGGUGGGGAGCAAGGUGGGGAGCAAGGUGGGGAGCAAGGUGGGGAGCAAGGUGGGGAGCAAGGUGGGGAGCAAGGUGGGGAGCAAGGUGGGGAGCAAGGUGGGGAGCAAGGUGGGGAGCAAGGUGGGGAGCAAGGUGGGGAGCAAGGUGGGGAGCAAGGUGGGGAGCAAGGUGGGGAGCAAGGUGGGGAGCAAGGUGGGGAGCAAGGUGGGGAGCAAGGUGGGGAGCAAGGUGGGGAGCAAGGUGGGGAGCAAGGUGGGGAGCAAGGUGGGGAGCAAGGUGGGGAGCAAGGUGGGGAGCAAGGUGGGGAGCAAGGUGGGGAGCAAGGUGGGGAGCAAGGUGGGGAGCAAGGUGGGGAGCAAGGUGGGGAGCAAGGUGGGGAGCAAGGUGGGGAGCAAGGUGGGGAGCAAGGUGGGGAGCAAGGUGGGGAGCAAGGUGGGGAGCAAGGUGGGGAGCAAGGUGGGGAGCAAGGUGGGGAGCAAGGUGGGGAGCAAGGUGGGGAGCAAGGUGGGGAGCAAGGUGGGGAGCAAGGUGGGGAGCAAGGUGGGGAGCAAGGUGGGGAGCAAGGUGGGGAGCAAGGUGGGGAGCAAGGUGGGGAGCAAGGUGGGGAGCAAGGUGGGGAGCAAGGUGGGGAGCAAGGUGGGGAGCAAGGUGGGGAGCAAGGUGGGGAGCAAGGUGGGGAGCAAGGUGGGGAGCAAGGUGGGGAGCAAGGUGGGGAGCAAGGUGGGGAGCAAGGUGGGGAGCAAGGUGGGGAGCAAGGUGGGGAGCAAGGUGGGGAGCAAGGUGGGGAGCAAGGUGGGGAGCAAGGUGGGGAGCAAGGUGGGGAGCAAGGUGGGGAGCAAGGUGGGGAGCAAGGUGGGGAGCAAGGUGGGGAGCAAGGUGGGGAGCAAGGUGGGGAGCAAGGUGGGGAGCAAGGUGGGGAGCAAGGUGGGGAGCAAGGUGGGGAGCAAGGUGGGGAGCAAGGUGGGGAGCAAGGUGGGGAGCAAGGUGGGGAGCAAGGUGGGGAGCAAGGUGGGGAGCAAGGUGGGGAGCAAGGUGGGGAGCAAGGUGGGGAGCAAGGUGGGGAGCAAGGUGGGGAGCAAGGUGGGGAGCAAGGUGGGGAGCAAGGUGGGGAGCAAGGUGGGGAGCAAGGUGGGGAGCAAGGUGGGGAGCAAGGUGGGGAGCAAGGUGGGGAGCAAGGUGGGGAGCAAGGUGGGGAGCAAGGUGGGGAGCAAGGUGGGGAGCAAGGUGGGGAGCAAGGUGGGGAGCAAGGUGGGGAGCAAGGUGGGGAGCAAGGUGGGGAGCAAGGUGGGGAGCAAGGUGGGGAGCAAGGUGGGGAGCAAGGUGGGGAGCAAGGUGGGGAGCAAGGUGGGGAGCAAGGUGGGGAGCAAGGUGGGGAGCAAGGUGGGGAGCAAGGUGGGGAGCAAGGUGGGGAGCAAGGUGGGGAGCAAGGUGGGGAGCAAGGUGGGGAGCAAGGUGGGGAGCAAGGUGGGGAGCAAGGUGGGGAGCAAGGUGGGGAGCAAGGUGGGGAGCAAGGUGGGGAGCAAGGUGGGGAGCAAGGUGGGGAGCAAGGUGGGGAGCAAGGUGGGGAGCAAGGUGGGGAGCAAGGUGGGGAGCAAGGUGGGGAGCAAGGUGGGGAGCAAGGUGGGGAGCAAGGUGGGGAGCAAGGUGGGGAGCAAGGUGGGGAGCAAGGUGGGGAGCAAGGUGGGGAGCAAGGUGGGGAGCAAGGUGGGGAGCAAGGUGGGGAGCAAGGUGGGGAGCAAGGUGGGGAGCAAGGUGGGGAGCAAGGUGGGGAGCAAGGUGGGGAGCAAGGUGGGGAGCAAGGUGGGGAGCAAGGUGGGGAGCAAGGUGGGGAGCAAGGUGGGGAGCAAGGUGGGGAGCAAGGUGGGGAGCAAGGUGGGGAGCAAGGUGGGGAGCAAGGUGGGGAGCAAGGUGGGGAGCAAGGUGGGGAGCAAGGUGGGGAGCAAGGUGGGGAGCAAGGUGGGGAGCAAGGUGGGGAGCAAGGUGGGGAGCAAGGUGGGGAGCAAGGUGGGGAGCAAGGUGGGGAGCAAGGUGGGGAGCAAGGUGGGGAGCAAGGUGGGGAGCAAGGUGGGGAGCAAGGUGGGGAGCAAGGUGGGGAGCAAGGUGGGGAGCAAGGUGGGGAGCAAGGUGGGGAGCAAGGUGGGGAGCAAGGUGGGGAGCAAGGUGGGGAGCAAGGUGGGGAGCAAGGUGGGGAGCAAGGUGGGGAGCAAGGUGGGGAGCAAGGUGGGGAGCAAGGUGGGGAGCAAGGUGGGGAGCAAGGUGGGGAGCAAGGUGGGGAGCAAGGUGGGGAGCAAGGUGGGGAGCAAGGUGGGGAGCAAGGUGGGGAGCAAGGUGGGGAGCAAGGUGGGGAGCAAGGUGGGGAGCAAGGUGGGGAGCAAGGUGGGGAGCAAGGUGGGGAGCAAGGUGGGGAGCAAGGUGGGGAGCAAGGUGGGGAGCAAGGUGGGGAGCAAGGUGGGGAGCAAGGUGGGGAGCAAGGUGGGGAGCAAGGUGGGGAGCAAGGUGGGGAGCAAGGUGGGGAGCAAGGUGGGGAGCAAGGUGGGGAGCAAGGUGGGGAGCAAGGUGGGGAGCAAGGUGGGGAGCAAGGUGGGGAGCAAGGUGGGGAGCAAGGUGGGGAGCAAGGUGGGGAGCAAGGUGGGGAGCAAGGUGGGGAGCAAGGUGGGGAGCAAGGUGGGGAGCAAGGUGGGGAGCAAGGUGGGGAGCAAGGUGGGGAGCAAGGUGGGGAGCAAGGUGGGGAGCAAGGUGGGGAGCAAGGUGGGGAGCAAGGUGGGGAGCAAGGUGGGGAGCAAGGUGGGGAGCAAGGUGGGGAGCAAGGUGGGGAGCAAGGUGGGGAGCAAGGUGGGGAGCAAGGUGGGGAGCAAGGUGGGGAGCAAGGUGGGGAGCAAGGUGGGGAGCAAGGUGGGGAGCAAGGUGGGGAGCAAGGUGGGGAGCAAGGUGGGGAGCAAGGUGGGGAGCAAGGUGGGGAGCAAGGUGGGGAGCAAGGUGGGGAGCAAGGUGGGGAGCAAGGUGGGGAGCAAGGUGGGGAGCAAGGUGGGGAGCAAGGUGGGGAGCAAGGUGGGGAGCAAGGUGGGGAGCAAGGUGGGGAGCAAGGUGGGGAGCAAGGUGGGGAGCAAGGUGGGGAGCAAGGUGGGGAGCAAGGUGGGGAGCAAGGUGGGGAGCAAGGUGGGGAGCAAGGUGGGGAGCAAGGUGGGGAGCAAGGUGGGGAGCAAGGUGGGGAGCAAGGUGGGGAGCAAGGUGGGGAGCAAGGUGGGGAGCAAGGUGGGGAGCAAGGUGGGGAGCAAGGUGGGGAGCAAGGUGGGGAGCAAGGUGGGGAGCAAGGUGGGGAGCAAGGUGGGGAGCAAGGUGGGGAGCAAGGUGGGGAGCAAGGUGGGGAGCAAGGUGGGGAGCAAGGUGGGGAGCAAGGUGGGGAGCAAGGUGGGGAGCAAGGUGGGGAGCAAGGUGGGGAGCAAGGUGGGGAGCAAGGUGGGGAGCAAGGUGGGGAGCAAGGUGGGGAGCAAGGUGGGGAGCAAGGUGGGGAGCAAGGUGGGGAGCAAGGUGGGGAGCAAGGUGGGGAGCAAGGUGGGGAGCAAGGUGGGGAGCAAGGUGGGGAGCAAGGUGGGGAGCAAGGUGGGGAGCAAGGUGGGGAGCAAGGUGGGGAGCAAGGUGGGGAGCAAGGUGGGGAGCAAGGUGGGGAGCAAGGUGGGGAGCAAGGUGGGGAGCAAGGUGGGGAGCAAGGUGGGGAGCAAGGUGGGGAGCAAGGUGGGGAGCAAGGUGGGGAGCAAGGUGGGGAGCAAGGUGGGGAGCAAGGUGGGGAGCAAGGUGGGGAGCAAGGUGGGGAGCAAGGUGGGGAGCAAGGUGGGGAGCAAGGUGGGGAGCAAGGUGGGGAGCAAGGUGGGGAGCAAGGUGGGGAGCAAGGUGGGGAGCAAGGUGGGGAGCAAGGUGGGGAGCAAGGUGGGGAGCAAGGUGGGGAGCAAGGUGGGGAGCAAGGUGGGGAGCAAGGUGGGGAGCAAGGUGGGGAGCAAGGUGGGGAGCAAGGUGGGGAGCAAGGUGGGGAGCAAGGUGGGGAGCAAGGUGGGGAGCAAGGUGGGGAGCAAGGUGGGGAGCAAGGUGGGGAGCAAGGUGGGGAGCAAGGUGGGGAGCAAGGUGGGGAGCAAGGUGGGGAGCAAGGUGGGGAGCAAGGUGGGGAGCAAGGUGGGGAGCAAGGUGGGGAGCAAGGUGGGGAGCAAGGUGGGGAGCAAGGUGGGGAGCAAGGUGGGGAGCAAGGUGGGGAGCAAGGUGGGGAGCAAGGUGGGGAGCAAGGUGGGGAGCAAGGUGGGGAGCAAGGUGGGGAGCAAGGUGGGGAGCAAGGUGGGGAGCAAGGUGGGGAGCAAGGUGGGGAGCAAGGUGGGGAGCAAGGUGGGGAGCAAGGUGGGGAGCAAGGUGGGGAGCAAGGUGGGGAGCAAGGUGGGGAGCAAGGUGGGGAGCAAGGUGGGGAGCAAGGUGGGGAGCAAGGUGGGGAGCAAGGUGGGGAGCAAGGUGGGGAGCAAGGUGGGGAGCAAGGUGGGGAGCAAGGUGGGGAGCAAGGUGGGGAGCAAGGUGGGGAGCAAGGUGGGGAGCAAGGUGGGGAGCAAGGUGGGGAGCAAGGUGGGGAGCAAGGUGGGGAGCAAGGUGGGGAGCAAGGUGGGGAGCAAGGUGGGGAGCAAGGUGGGGAGCAAGGUGGGGAGCAAGGUGGGGAGCAAGGUGGGGAGCAAGGUGGGGAGCAAGGUGGGGAGCAAGGUGGGGAGCAAGGUGGGGAGCAAGGUGGGGAGCAAGGUGGGGAGCAAGGUGGGGAGCAAGGUGGGGAGCAAGGUGGGGAGCAAGGUGGGGAGCAAGGUGGGGAGCAAGGUGGGGAGCAAGGUGGGGAGCAAGGUGGGGAGCAAGGUGGGGAGCAAGGUGGGGAGCAAGGUGGGGAGCAAGGUGGGGAGCAAGGUGGGGAGCAAGGUGGGGAGCAAGGUGGGGAGCAAGGUGGGGAGCAAGGUGGGGAGCAAGGUGGGGAGCAAGGUGGGGAGCAAGGUGGGGAGCAAGGUGGGGAGCAAGGUGGGGAGCAAGGUGGGGAGCAAGGUGGGGAGCAAGGUGGGGAGCAAGGUGGGGAGCAAGGUGGGGAGCAAGGUGGGGAGCAAGGUGGGGAGCAAGGUGGGGAGCAAGGUGGGGAGCAAGGUGGGGAGCAAGGUGGGGAGCAAGGUGGGGAGCAAGGUGGGGAGCAAGGUGGGGAGCAAGGUGGGGAGCAAGGUGGGGAGCAAGGUGGGGAGCAAGGUGGGGAGCAAGGUGGGGAGCAAGGUGGGGAGCAAGGUGGGGAGCAAGGUGGGGAGCAAGGUGGGGAGCAAGGUGGGGAGCAAGGUGGGGAGCAAGGUGGGGAGCAAGGUGGGGAGCAAGGUGGGGAGCAAGGUGGGGAGCAAGGUGGGGAGCAAGGUGGGGAGCAAGGUGGGGAGCAAGGUGGGGAGCAAGGUGGGGAGCAAGGUGGGGAGCAAGGUGGGGAGCAAGGUGGGGAGCAAGGUGGGGAGCAAGGUGGGGAGCAAGGUGGGGAGCAAGGUGGGGAGCAAGGUGGGGAGCAAGGUGGGGAGCAAGGUGGGGAGCAAGGUGGGGAGCAAGGUGGGGAGCAAGGUGGGGAGCAAGGUGGGGAGCAAGGUGGGGAGCAAGGUGGGGAGCAAGGUGGGGAGCAAGGUGGGGAGCAAGGUGGGGAGCAAGGUGGGGAGCAAGGUGGGGAGCAAGGUGGGGAGCAAGGUGGGGAGCAAGGUGGGGAGCAAGGUGGGGAGCAAGGUGGGGAGCAAGGUGGGGAGCAAGGUGGGGAGCAAGGUGGGGAGCAAGGUGGGGAGCAAGGUGGGGAGCAAGGUGGGGAGCAAGGUGGGGAGCAAGGUGGGGAGCAAGGUGGGGAGCAAGGUGGGGAGCAAGGUGGGGAGCAAGGUGGGGAGCAAGGUGGGGAGCAAGGUGGGGAGCAAGGUGGGGAGCAAGGUGGGGAGCAAGGUGGGGAGCAAGGUGGGGAGCAAGGUGGGGAGCAAGGUGGGGAGCAAGGUGGGGAGCAAGGUGGGGAGCAAGGUGGGGAGCAAGGUGGGGAGCAAGGUGGGGAGCAAGGUGGGGAGCAAGGUGGGGAGCAAGGUGGGGAGCAAGGUGGGGAGCAAGGUGGGGAGCAAGGUGGGGAGCAAGGUGGGGAGCAAGGUGGGGAGCAAGGUGGGGAGCAAGGUGGGGAGCAAGGUGGGGAGCAAGGUGGGGAGCAAGGUGGGGAGCAAGGUGGGGAGCAAGGUGGGGAGCAAGGUGGGGAGCAAGGUGGGGAGCAAGGUGGGGAGCAAGGUGGGGAGCAAGGUGGGGAGCAAGGUGGGGAGCAAGGUGGGGAGCAAGGUGGGGAGCAAGGUGGGGAGCAAGGUGGGGAGCAAGGUGGGGAGCAAGGUGGGGAGCAAGGUGGGGAGCAAGGUGGGGAGCAAGGUGGGGAGCAAGGUGGGGAGCAAGGUGGGGAGCAAGGUGGGGAGCAAGGUGGGGAGCAAGGUGGGGAGCAAGGUGGGGAGCAAGGUGGGGAGCAAGGUGGGGAGCAAGGUGGGGAGCAAGGUGGGGAGCAAGGUGGGGAGCAAGGUGGGGAGCAAGGUGGGGAGCAAGGUGGGGAGCAAGGUGGGGAGCAAGGUGGGGAGCAAGGUGGGGAGCAAGGUGGGGAGCAAGGUGGGGAGCAAGGUGGGGAGCAAGGUGGGGAGCAAGGUGGGGAGCAAGGUGGGGAGCAAGGUGGGGAGCAAGGUGGGGAGCAAGGUGGGGAGCAAGGUGGGGAGCAAGGUGGGGAGCAAGGUGGGGAGCAAGGUGGGGAGCAAGGUGGGGAGCAAGGUGGGGAGCAAGGUGGGGAGCAAGGUGGGGAGCAAGGUGGGGAGCAAGGUGGGGAGCAAGGUGGGGAGCAAGGUGGGGAGCAAGGUGGGGAGCAAGGUGGGGAGCAAGGUGGGGAGCAAGGUGGGGAGCAAGGUGGGGAGCAAGGUGGGGAGCAAGGUGGGGAGCAAGGUGGGGAGCAAGGUGGGGAGCAAGGUGGGGAGCAAGGUGGGGAGCAAGGUGGGGAGCAAGGUGGGGAGCAAGGUGGGGAGCAAGGUGGGGAGCAAGGUGGGGAGCAAGGUGGGGAGCAAGGUGGGGAGCAAGGUGGGGAGCAAGGUGGGGAGCAAGGUGGGGAGCAAGGUGGGGAGCAAGGUGGGGAGCAAGGUGGGGAGCAAGGUGGGGAGCAAGGUGGGGAGCAAGGUGGGGAGCAAGGUGGGGAGCAAGGUGGGGAGCAAGGUGGGGAGCAAGGUGGGGAGCAAGGUGGGGAGCAAGGUGGGGAGCAAGGUGGGGAGCAAGGUGGGGAGCAAGGUGGGGAGCAAGGUGGGGAGCAAGGUGGGGAGCAAGGUGGGGAGCAAGGUGGGGAGCAAGGUGGGGAGCAAGGUGGGGAGCAAGGUGGGGAGCAAGGUGGGGAGCAAGGUGGGGAGCAAGGUGGGGAGCAAGGUGGGGAGCAAGGUGGGGAGCAAGGUGGGGAGCAAGGUGGGGAGCAAGGUGGGGAGCAAGGUGGGGAGCAAGGUGGGGAGCAAGGUGGGGAGCAAGGUGGGGAGCAAGGUGGGGAGCAAGGUGGGGAGCAAGGUGGGGAGCAAGGUGGGGAGCAAGGUGGGGAGCAAGGUGGGGAGCAAGGUGGGGAGCAAGGUGGGGAGCAAGGUGGGGAGCAAGGUGGGGAGCAAGGUGGGGAGCAAGGUGGGGAGCAAGGUGGGGAGCAAGGUGGGGAGCAAGGUGGGGAGCAAGGUGGGGAGCAAGGUGGGGAGCAAGGUGGGGAGCAAGGUGGGGAGCAAGGUGGGGAGCAAGGUGGGGAGCAAGGUGGGGAGCAAGGUGGGGAGCAAGGUGGGGAGCAAGGUGGGGAGCAAGGUGGGGAGCAAGGUGGGGAGCAAGGUGGGGAGCAAGGUGGGGAGCAAGGUGGGGAGCAAGGUGGGGAGCAAGGUGGGGAGCAAGGUGGGGAGCAAGGUGGGGAGCAAGGUGGGGAGCAAGGUGGGGAGCAAGGUGGGGAGCAAGGUGGGGAGCAAGGUGGGGAGCAAGGUGGGGAGCAAGGUGGGGAGCAAGGUGGGGAGCAAGGUGGGGAGCAAGGUGGGGAGCAAGGUGGGGAGCAAGGUGGGGAGCAAGGUGGGGAGCAAGGUGGGGAGCAAGGUGGGGAGCAAGGUGGGGAGCAAGGUGGGGAGCAAGGUGGGGAGCAAGGUGGGGAGCAAGGUGGGGAGCAAGGUGGGGAGCAAGGUGGGGAGCAAGGUGGGGAGCAAGGUGGGGAGCAAGGUGGGGAGCAAGGUGGGGAGCAAGGUGGGGAGCAAGGUGGGGAGCAAGGUGGGGAGCAAGGUGGGGAGCAAGGUGGGGAGCAAGGUGGGGAGCAAGGUGGGGAGCAAGGUGGGGAGCAAGGUGGGGAGCAAGGUGGGGAGCAAGGUGGGGAGCAAGGUGGGGAGCAAGGUGGGGAGCAAGGUGGGGAGCAAGGUGGGGAGCAAGGUGGGGAGCAAGGUGGGGAGCAAGGUGGGGAGCAAGGUGGGGAGCAAGGUGGGGAGCAAGGUGGGGAGCAAGGUGGGGAGCAAGGUGGGGAGCAAGGUGGGGAGCAAGGUGGGGAGCAAGGUGGGGAGCAAGGUGGGGAGCAAGGUGGGGAGCAAGGUGGGGAGCAAGGUGGGGAGCAAGGUGGGGAGCAAGGUGGGGAGCAAGGUGGGGAGCAAGGUGGGGAGCAAGGUGGGGAGCAAGGUGGGGAGCAAGGUGGGGAGCAAGGUGGGGAGCAAGGUGGGGAGCAAGGUGGGGAGCAAGGUGGGGAGCAAGGUGGGGAGCAAGGUGGGGAGCAAGGUGGGGAGCAAGGUGGGGAGCAAGGUGGGGAGCAAGGUGGGGAGCAAGGUGGGGAGCAAGGUGGGGAGCAAGGUGGGGAGCAAGGUGGGGAGCAAGGUGGGGAGCAAGGUGGGGAGCAAGGUGGGGAGCAAGGUGGGGAGCAAGGUGGGGAGCAAGGUGGGGAGCAAGGUGGGGAGCAAGGUGGGGAGCAAGGUGGGGAGCAAGGUGGGGAGCAAGGUGGGGAGCAAGGUGGGGAGCAAGGUGGGGAGCAAGGUGGGGAGCAAGGUGGGGAGCAAGGUGGGGAGCAAGGUGGGGAGCAAGGUGGGGAGCAAGGUGGGGAGCAAGGUGGGGAGCAAGGUGGGGAGCAAGGUGGGGAGCAAGGUGGGGAGCAAGGUGGGGAGCAAGGUGGGGAGCAAGGUGGGGAGCAAGGUGGGGAGCAAGGUGGGGAGCAAGGUGGGGAGCAAGGUGGGGAGCAAGGUGGGGAGCAAGGUGGGGAGCAAGGUGGGGAGCAAGGUGGGGAGCAAGGUGGGGAGCAAGGUGGGGAGCAAGGUGGGGAGCAAGGUGGGGAGCAAGGUGGGGAGCAAGGUGGGGAGCAAGGUGGGGAGCAAGGUGGGGAGCAAGGUGGGGAGCAAGGUGGGGAGCAAGGUGGGGAGCAAGGUGGGGAGCAAGGUGGGGAGCAAGGUGGGGAGCAAGGUGGGGAGCAAGGUGGGGAGCAAGGUGGGGAGCAAGGUGGGGAGCAAGGUGGGGAGCAAGGUGGGGAGCAAGGUGGGGAGCAAGGUGGGGAGCAAGGUGGGGAGCAAGGUGGGGAGCAAGGUGGGGAGCAAGGUGGGGAGCAAGGUGGGGAGCAAGGUGGGGAGCAAGGUGGGGAGCAAGGUGGGGAGCAAGGUGGGGAGCAAGGUGGGGAGCAAGGUGGGGAGCAAGGUGGGGAGCAAGGUGGGGAGCAAGGUGGGGAGCAAGGUGGGGAGCAAGGUGGGGAGCAAGGUGGGGAGCAAGGUGGGGAGCAAGGUGGGGAGCAAGGUGGGGAGCAAGGUGGGGAGCAAGGUGGGGAGCAAGGUGGGGAGCAAGGUGGGGAGCAAGGUGGGGAGCAAGGUGGGGAGCAAGGUGGGGAGCAAGGUGGGGAGCAAGGUGGGGAGCAAGGUGGGGAGCAAGGUGGGGAGCAAGGUGGGGAGCAAGGUGGGGAGCAAGGUGGGGAGCAAGGUGGGGAGCAAGGUGGGGAGCAAGGUGGGGAGCAAGGUGGGGAGCAAGGUGGGGAGCAAGGUGGGGAGCAAGGUGGGGAGCAAGGUGGGGAGCAAGGUGGGGAGCAAGGUGGGGAGCAAGGUGGGGAGCAAGGUGGGGAGCAAGGUGGGGAGCAAGGUGGGGAGCAAGGUGGGGAGCAAGGUGGGGAGCAAGGUGGGGAGCAAGGUGGGGAGCAAGGUGGGGAGCAAGGUGGGGAGCAAGGUGGGGAGCAAGGUGGGGAGCAAGGUGGGGAGCAAGGUGGGGAGCAAGGUGGGGAGCAAGGUGGGGAGCAAGGUGGGGAGCAAGGUGGGGAGCAAGGUGGGGAGCAAGGUGGGGAGCAAGGUGGGGAGCAAGGUGGGGAGCAAGGUGGGGAGCAAGGUGGGGAGCAAGGUGGGGAGCAAGGUGGGGAGCAAGGUGGGGAGCAAGGUGGGGAGCAAGGUGGGGAGCAAGGUGGGGAGCAAGGUGGGGAGCAAGGUGGGGAGCAAGGUGGGGAGCAAGGUGGGGAGCAAGGUGGGGAGCAAGGUGGGGAGCAAGGUGGGGAGCAAGGUGGGGAGCAAGGUGGGGAGCAAGGUGGGGAGCAAGGUGGGGAGCAAGGUGGGGAGCAAGGUGGGGAGCAAGGUGGGGAGCAAGGUGGGGAGCAAGGUGGGGAGCAAGGUGGGGAGCAAGGUGGGGAGCAAGGUGGGGAGCAAGGUGGGGAGCAAGGUGGGGAGCAAGGUGGGGAGCAAGGUGGGGAGCAAGGUGGGGAGCAAGGUGGGGAGCAAGGUGGGGAGCAAGGUGGGGAGCAAGGUGGGGAGCAAGGUGGGGAGCAAGGUGGGGAGCAAGGUGGGGAGCAAGGUGGGGAGCAAGGUGGGGAGCAAGGUGGGGAGCAAGGUGGGGAGCAAGGUGGGGAGCAAGGUGGGGAGCAAGGUGGGGAGCAAGGUGGGGAGCAAGGUGGGGAGCAAGGUGGGGAGCAAGGUGGGGAGCAAGGUGGGGAGCAAGGUGGGGAGCAAGGUGGGGAGCAAGGUGGGGAGCAAGGUGGGGAGCAAGGUGGGGAGCAAGGUGGGGAGCAAGGUGGGGAGCAAGGUGGGGAGCAAGGUGGGGAGCAAGGUGGGGAGCAAGGUGGGGAGCAAGGUGGGGAGCAAGGUGGGGAGCAAGGUGGGGAGCAAGGUGGGGAGCAAGGUGGGGAGCAAGGUGGGGAGCAAGGUGGGGAGCAAGGUGGGGAGCAAGGUGGGGAGCAAGGUGGGGAGCAAGGUGGGGAGCAAGGUGGGGAGCAAGGUGGGGAGCAAGGUGGGGAGCAAGGUGGGGAGCAAGGUGGGGAGCAAGGUGGGGAGCAAGGUGGGGAGCAAGGUGGGGAGCAAGGUGGGGAGCAAGGUGGGGAGCAAGGUGGGGAGCAAGGUGGGGAGCAAGGUGGGGAGCAAGGUGGGGAGCAAGGUGGGGAGCAAGGUGGGGAGCAAGGUGGGGAGCAAGGUGGGGAGCAAGGUGGGGAGCAAGGUGGGGAGCAAGGUGGGGAGCAAGGUGGGGAGCAAGGUGGGGAGCAAGGUGGGGAGCAAGGUGGGGAGCAAGGUGGGGAGCAAGGUGGGGAGCAAGGUGGGGAGCAAGGUGGGGAGCAAGGUGGGGAGCAAGGUGGGGAGCAAGGUGGGGAGCAAGGUGGGGAGCAAGGUGGGGAGCAAGGUGGGGAGCAAGGUGGGGAGCAAGGUGGGGAGCAAGGUGGGGAGCAAGGUGGGGAGCAAGGUGGGGAGCAAGGUGGGGAGCAAGGUGGGGAGCAAGGUGGGGAGCAAGGUGGGGAGCAAGGUGGGGAGCAAGGUGGGGAGCAAGGUGGGGAGCAAGGUGGGGAGCAAGGUGGGGAGCAAGGUGGGGAGCAAGGUGGGGAGCAAGGUGGGGAGCAAGGUGGGGAGCAAGGUGGGGAGCAAGGUGGGGAGCAAGGUGGGGAGCAAGGUGGGGAGCAAGGUGGGGAGCAAGGUGGGGAGCAAGGUGGGGAGCAAGGUGGGGAGCAAGGUGGGGAGCAAGGUGGGGAGCAAGGUGGGGAGCAAGGUGGGGAGCAAGGUGGGGAGCAAGGUGGGGAGCAAGGUGGGGAGCAAGGUGGGGAGCAAGGUGGGGAGCAAGGUGGGGAGCAAGGUGGGGAGCAAGGUGGGGAGCAAGGUGGGGAGCAAGGUGGGGAGCAAGGUGGGGAGCAAGGUGGGGAGCAAGGUGGGGAGCAAGGUGGGGAGCAAGGUGGGGAGCAAGGUGGGGAGCAAGGUGGGGAGCAAGGUGGGGAGCAAGGUGGGGAGCAAGGUGGGGAGCAAGGUGGGGAGCAAGGUGGGGAGCAAGGUGGGGAGCAAGGUGGGGAGCAAGGUGGGGAGCAAGGUGGGGAGCAAGGUGGGGAGCAAGGUGGGGAGCAAGGUGGGGAGCAAGGUGGGGAGCAAGGUGGGGAGCAAGGUGGGGAGCAAGGUGGGGAGCAAGGUGGGGAGCAAGGUGGGGAGCAAGGUGGGGAGCAAGGUGGGGAGCAAGGUGGGGAGCAAGGUGGGGAGCAAGGUGGGGAGCAAGGUGGGGAGCAAGGUGGGGAGCAAGGUGGGGAGCAAGGUGGGGAGCAAGGUGGGGAGCAAGGUGGGGAGCAAGGUGGGGAGCAAGGUGGGGAGCAAGGUGGGGAGCAAGGUGGGGAGCAAGGUGGGGAGCAAGGUGGGGAGCAAGGUGGGGAGCAAGGUGGGGAGCAAGGUGGGGAGCAAGGUGGGGAGCAAGGUGGGGAGCAAGGUGGGGAGCAAGGUGGGGAGCAAGGUGGGGAGCAAGGUGGGGAGCAAGGUGGGGAGCAAGGUGGGGAGCAAGGUGGGGAGCAAGGUGGGGAGCAAGGUGGGGAGCAAGGUGGGGAGCAAGGUGGGGAGCAAGGUGGGGAGCAAGGUGGGGAGCAAGGUGGGGAGCAAGGUGGGGAGCAAGGUGGGGAGCAAGGUGGGGAGCAAGGUGGGGAGCAAGGUGGGGAGCAAGGUGGGGAGCAAGGUGGGGAGCAAGGUGGGGAGCAAGGUGGGGAGCAAGGUGGGGAGCAAGGUGGGGAGCAAGGUGGGGAGCAAGGUGGGGAGCAAGGUGGGGAGCAAGGUGGGGAGCAAGGUGGGGAGCAAGGUGGGGAGCAAGGUGGGGAGCAAGGUGGGGAGCAAGGUGGGGAGCAAGGUGGGGAGCAAGGUGGGGAGCAAGGUGGGGAGCAAGGUGGGGAGCAAGGUGGGGAGCAAGGUGGGGAGCAAGGUGGGGAGCAAGGUGGGGAGCAAGGUGGGGAGCAAGGUGGGGAGCAAGGUGGGGAGCAAGGUGGGGAGCAAGGUGGGGAGCAAGGUGGGGAGCAAGGUGGGGAGCAAGGUGGGGAGCAAGGUGGGGAGCAAGGUGGGGAGCAAGGUGGGGAGCAAGGUGGGGAGCAAGGUGGGGAGCAAGGUGGGGAGCAAGGUGGGGAGCAAGGUGGGGAGCAAGGUGGGGAGCAAGGUGGGGAGCAAGGUGGGGAGCAAGGUGGGGAGCAAGGUGGGGAGCAAGGUGGGGAGCAAGGUGGGGAGCAAGGUGGGGAGCAAGGUGGGGAGCAAGGUGGGGAGCAAGGUGGGGAGCAAGGUGGGGAGCAAGGUGGGGAGCAAGGUGGGGAGCAAGGUGGGGAGCAAGGUGGGGAGCAAGGUGGGGAGCAAGGUGGGGAGCAAGGUGGGGAGCAAGGUGGGGAGCAAGGUGGGGAGCAAGGUGGGGAGCAAGGUGGGGAGCAAGGUGGGGAGCAAGGUGGGGAGCAAGGUGGGGAGCAAGGUGGGGAGCAAGGUGGGGAGCAAGGUGGGGAGCAAGGUGGGGAGCAAGGUGGGGAGCAAGGUGGGGAGCAAGGUGGGGAGCAAGGUGGGGAGCAAGGUGGGGAGCAAGGUGGGGAGCAAGGUGGGGAGCAAGGUGGGGAGCAAGGUGGGGAGCAAGGUGGGGAGCAAGGUGGGGAGCAAGGUGGGGAGCAAGGUGGGGAGCAAGGUGGGGAGCAAGGUGGGGAGCAAGGUGGGGAGCAAGGUGGGGAGCAAGGUGGGGAGCAAGGUGGGGAGCAAGGUGGGGAGCAAGGUGGGGAGCAAGGUGGGGAGCAAGGUGGGGAGCAAGGUGGGGAGCAAGGUGGGGAGCAAGGUGGGGAGCAAGGUGGGGAGCAAGGUGGGGAGCAAGGUGGGGAGCAAGGUGGGGAGCAAGGUGGGGAGCAAGGUGGGGAGCAAGGUGGGGAGCAAGGUGGGGAGCAAGGUGGGGAGCAAGGUGGGGAGCAAGGUGGGGAGCAAGGUGGGGAGCAAGGUGGGGAGCAAGGUGGGGAGCAAGGUGGGGAGCAAGGUGGGGAGCAAGGUGGGGAGCAAGGUGGGGAGCAAGGUGGGGAGCAAGGUGGGGAGCAAGGUGGGGAGCAAGGUGGGGAGCAAGGUGGGGAGCAAGGUGGGGAGCAAGGUGGGGAGCAAGGUGGGGAGCAAGGUGGGGAGCAAGGUGGGGAGCAAGGUGGGGAGCAAGGUGGGGAGCAAGGUGGGGAGCAAGGUGGGGAGCAAGGUGGGGAGCAAGGUGGGGAGCAAGGUGGGGAGCAAGGUGGGGAGCAAGGUGGGGAGCAAGGUGGGGAGCAAGGUGGGGAGCAAGGUGGGGAGCAAGGUGGGGAGCAAGGUGGGGAGCAAGGUGGGGAGCAAGGUGGGGAGCAAGGUGGGGAGCAAGGUGGGGAGCAAGGUGGGGAGCAAGGUGGGGAGCAAGGUGGGGAGCAAGGUGGGGAGCAAGGUGGGGAGCAAGGUGGGGAGCAAGGUGGGGAGCAAGGUGGGGAGCAAGGUGGGGAGCAAGGUGGGGAGCAAGGUGGGGAGCAAGGUGGGGAGCAAGGUGGGGAGCAAGGUGGGGAGCAAGGUGGGGAGCAAGGUGGGGAGCAAGGUGGGGAGCAAGGUGGGGAGCAAGGGUGGGGAGCAAGGUGGGGAGCAAGGUGGGGAGCAAGGUGGGGAGCAAGGUGGGGAGCAAGGGUGGGGAGCAAGGUGGGGAGCAAGGUGGGAGCAAGGUGGGGAGCAAGGUGGGGAGCAAGGUGGGGAGCAAGGUGGGGAGCAAGGUGGGGAGCAAGGUGGGGAGCAAGGUGGGGAGCAAGGUGGGGAGCAAGGUGGGGAGCACGGUGGGGAGCAAGGUGGGGAGCAAGGUGGGGAGCAAGGUGGGGAGCAAGGUGGGGAGCAAGGUGGGAGCAAGGUGGGGAGCAAGGUGGGGAGCAAGGUGGGGAGCAAGCAAGGUGGGGAGCAAGGUGGGGAGCAAGGUGGGAGCAAGGUGGGGAGCAAGGUGGGGAGCAAGGUGGGGAGCAAGGUGGGGAGCAAGGUGGGGAGCAAGGUGGGGAGCAAGGUGGGGAGCAAGGUGGGGAGCAAGGUGGGGAGCAAGGUGGGGAGCAAGGUGGGGAGCAAGGUGGGGAGCAAGGUGGGGAGCAAGGUGGGGAGCAAGGUGGGGAGCAAGGUGGGGAGCAAGGUGGGGAGCAAGGUGGGGAGCAAGGUGGGGAGCAAGGUGGGGAGCAAGGUGGGGAGCAAGGUGGGGAGCAAGGUGGGGAGCAAGGUGGGGAGCAAGGUGGGGAGCAAGGUGGGGAGCAAGGUGGGGAGCAAGGUGGGGAGCAAGGUGGGGAGCAAGGUGGGGAGCAAGGUGGGGAGCAAGGUGGGGAGCAAGGUGGGGAGCAAGGUGGGGAGCAAGGUGGGGAGCAAGGUGGGGAGCAAGGUGGGGAGCAAGGUGGGGAGCAAGGUGGGGAGCAAGGUGGGGAGCAAGGUGGGGAGCAAGGUGGGGAGCAAGGUGGGGAGCAAGGUGGGGAGCAAGGUGGGGAGCAAGGUGGGGAGCAAGGUGGGGAGCAAGGUGGGGAGCAAGGUGGGGAGCAAGGUGGGGAGCAAGGUGGGGAGCAAGGUGGGGAGCAAGGUGGGGAGCAAGGUGGGGAGCAAGGUGGGGAGCAAGGUGGGGAGCAAGGUGGGGAGCAAGGUGGGGAGCAAGGUGGGGAGCAAGGUGGGGAGCAAGGUGGGGAGCAAGGUGGGGAGCAAGGUGGGGAGCAAGGUGGGGAGCAAGGUGGGGAGCAAGGUGGGGAGCAAGGUGGGGAGCAAGGUGGGGAGCAAGGUGGGGAGCAAGGUGGGGAGCAAGGUGGGGAGCAAGGUGGGGAGCAAGGUGGGGAGCAAGGUGGGGAGCAAGGUGGGGAGCAAGGUGGGGAGCAAGGUGGGGAGCAAGGUGGGGAGCAAGGUGGGGAGCAAGGUGGGGAGCAAGGUGGGGAGCAAGGUGGGGAGCAAGGUGGGGAGCAAGGUGGGGAGCAAGGUGGGGAGCAAGGUGGGGAGGUGGGGCAAGCAAGGUGGGGAGCAAGGUGGGGAGCAAGGUGGGGAGCAAGGUGGGGAGCAAGGUGGGGAGCAAGGUGGGGAGCAAGGUGGGGAGCAAGGUGGGGGAGCAAGGUGGGGAGCAAGGUGGGGAGCAAGGUGGGGAGCAAGGUGGGGAGCAAGGUGGGGAGCAAGGUGGGGAGCAAGGUGGGGAGCAAGGUGGGGAGCAAGGUGGGGAGCAAGGUGGGGAGCAAGGUGGGGAGCAAGGUGGGGAGCAAGGUGGGAGCAAGGUGGGGAGCAAGGUGGGAGCAAGGUGGGGAGCAAGGUGGGAGCAAGGUGGGGAGCAAGGUGGGGAGCAAGGUGGGGAGCAAGGUGGGGAGCAAGGUUGGGGAGCAAGGUGGGGAGCAAGGUGGGGAGCAAGGUGGGGAGCAAGGUGGGGAGCAAGGUGGGGAGCAAGGUGGGGAGCAAGGUGGGGAGCAAGGUGGGGAGCAAGGUGGGGAGCAAGGUGGGGAGCAAGGUGGGGAGCAAGGUGGGGAGCAAGGUGGGGAGCAACGGUGGGGAGCAAGGUGGGGAGCAAGGUGGGGAGCAAGGUGGGGAGCAAGGUGGGGAGCAAGGUGGGGAGCAAGGUGGGGAGCAAGGUGGGGAGCAAGGUGGGGAGCAAGGUGGGGAGCAAGGUGGGGAGCAAGGUGGGGAGCAAGGUGGGGAGCAAGGUGGGGAGCAAGGUGGGGAGCAAGGUGGGGAGCAAGGUGGGAGCAAGGUGGGGAGCAAGGUGGGGAGCAAGGUGGGGAGCAAGGUGGGGAGCAAGGUGUGGGAGCAAGGUGAGGUGAGCAGGUGGGAGCAAGGGGGGAGCAAGGUGGGGAGCAAGGUGGGGAGCAAGGUGGGGAGCAAGGUGGGGAGCAAGGUGGGGAGCAAGGUGGGGAGCAAGGUUGGGAGCAAGGUGGGGAGCAAGGUGGGGAGCAAGGUGGGGAGCAAGGUGGGGAGCAAGGUGGGGAGCAAGGUGGGGAGCACAUGUGGGGAGCAAGUGGGGAGCAAGGUGGGGAGCAAGGUGGGGAGCAAGGUGGCGGAGCAAGGUGGGGAGCAAGGUGGGAGCAAGGUGGGGAGCAAGGUGGGGAGCAAGGUUGCGGGAGCAAGGUGGGGAGCAAGGUGGGGAGCAAGGUGUGGGGAGCAAGGUGGGAGCAAGGUGUGGGGGGAGCACAGGUGCGGGAGCAAGGUGGGAGCAAGGUGGGGAGCAAGGUGGGGAGCAAGGUGGGGAGCAAGGUGGGGGAGCAAGUGGGGAGCAAGGUGGGGAGCAAGGUGGGGAGCAAGGUGGGGAGCAAGGUGGGGUAGCAAGGUGGGGAGCAAGGUGGGGAGCAAGGUGGGGAGCAAGGUGGGGAGCAAGGUGGGGAGGCAAGGUGGGGAGCAAGGUGGGGAGCAAGGUGGGGAGCAAGGUGGGGAGCAAGGUGGGGAGCAAGGUGGGGAGCAAGGUGGGGAGCAAGGUGGGGAGCAAGGUGGGGAGCCAAGGUGGGGAGCAAGGUGGGGAGCAAUGUGGGGAGCAAUGUGGGAGCAAGGUGGGGAGCAAGGUGGGGAGCAAGGUGGGGAGCAAGGUGGGGAGCAAGGUGGGGGAGCAGGUGGGGAGCAAGGUGGGGAGCAAGGUGGGGAGCAAGGUGGGGAGCAAGGUGGGGAGCAAGGUGGGGAGCAAGGUGGGGAGCAAGGUGGGGAGCAAGGUGGGGAGCAAGGUGGGGAGCAAGGUGGGGAGCAAGGUGGGGAGCAAGGUGGGGAGCAAGGUGGGGAGCAAGGUGGGGAGCAAGGUGGGGAGCAAGGUGGGGAGCAAGGUGGGGAGCAAGGUGGGGAGCAAGGUGGGGAGCAAGGUGGGAGCAAGGUGGGGAGCAAGGUGGAGCAGGUGGGAGCAAGGUGGGGAGCAAGGUGGGGAGCAAGGUGGGGAGCAAGGUGGGGAGCAAGGUGGGGAGCAAGGUGGGGAGCAAGGUGGGGAGCAAGGUGGGGAGCAAGGUGGGGAGCAAGGUGGGGAGCAAGGUGGGGAGCAAGGUGGGGAGCAAGGUGGGGAGCAAGGUGGGAGCAAGGUGGGGAGCAAGGUGGGGAGCAAGGUGGGGAGCAAGGUGGGGAGCAAGGUGGGGAGCAAGGUGGGGAGCAAGGUGGGGAGCAAGGUGGGGAGCAAGGUGGGGAGCAAGGUGGGGAGCAAGGUGGGGAGCAAGGUGGGGAGCAAGGUGGGGGCAAGGUGGGGAGCAAGGUGGGGAGCAAGGUGGGGAGCAAGGUGGGGAGCAAGGUGGGGAGCAAGGUGGGGAGCAAGGUGGGGAGCAAGGUGGGGAGCAAGGUGGGGAGCAAGGUGGGGAGCAAGGUGGGGAGCAAGGUGGGGAGCAAGGUGGGGAGCAAGGUGGGGAGCAAGGUGGGGAGCAAGGUGGGGAGCAAGGUGGGGAGCAAGGUGGGGAGCAAGGUGGGGAGCAAGGUGGGGAGCAAGGUGGGGAGCAAGGUGGGGAGCAAGGUGGGGAGCAAGGUGGGGAGCAAGGUGGGGAGCAAGGUGGGGAGCAAGGUGGGGAGCAAGGUGGGGAGCAAGGUGGGGAGCAAGGUGGGGAGCAAGGUGGGGAGCAAGGUGGGGAGCAAGGUGGGGAGCAAGGUGGGGAGCAAGGUGGGGAGCAAGGUGGGGAGCAAGGUGGGGAGCAAGGUGGGGAGCAAGGUGGGGAGCAAGGUGGGGAGCAAGGUGGGGAGCAAGGUGGGGAGCAAGGUGGGGAGCAAGGUGGGGAGCAAGGUGGGGAGCAAGGUGGGGAGCAAGGUGGGGAGCAAGGUGGGGAGCAAGGUGGGGAGCAAGGUGGGGAGCAAGGUGGGGAGCAAGGUGGGGAGCAAGGUGGGGAGCAAGGUGGGGACAUGGGCCCAUGCAGGGCAUCCCCGUAACUCUCCCCCUUCGUGCUAG